UUUGCCCACCCAUCUCACCUUCUCCCCGGUUGCUCAAAAAAAAAUCCCCUUUCCCCACACGCCGCCGCGGCUUGCUCUGCCCGCCCUCUCCGCCGCCGUCUCUCUGCCAGCCCCAGCCCCAGCCCCCGCCUUGCUCCCUCUCCGCGCUCUCCACCCCUGACGACCAGCGCGGCCGCUCGUGUCGACCGCGUUGUCGCUCCCCCCUCACCUAGCACUGCCGCCGCUCCGGUGGGGGAAGGUCCAGGCCGGCGUGGCGGCGCGUCACGGAGCCACCCCCAAACGCCCUGCAGCUUGCAGCUAGCCACCACCUGUGUCGGAGCGUUGGAUGCCUGAAAGAACAGGACAUGGCUGAUUUUACGGAGCGGCAUUGUUCCACUGAAUGUGUUAAGAUUUGCGAGGCACUGAACUGAAAGGCCUAGUCGGUCGUGGACCAGAACCUGUUCCUGCCGUGAUUGUCGAUCUCAUAGAGAAGAAGUGUGCGGAGAAAUGCUCCGUAAUUUUGGGAAAAAUAAAUUUAGUGACCCAAGUGUGCUGCUUUCUAUUCUGACCAAUUUGGGAGGGGAAUGUCACAUUGGAUGCCUGAAGGAACAGGGAUGUACAUGUACUGCUACUGCGCCGUGUUGACUGUGGGGUAAGCUUUUUUUCUUCCUCAUUCCGCCUGGCUUGAGAUCGACCAUGUAUGUAGGUACCAUCAUAUGUUCUAGCAUAAAUGAUCUGGGGUGGCCUCGGCGAGAGACGCCAAUAAUCUCAUCGCUAGGUGCUGGGAUCCAGGGGGCACCGUCAAGGAGCAAAGUCCUAAGAUCGACCACUCUGAGUUUUGCGCACCCCAUGGCCCCCUCCGGCCCAGUCUCCAUUGACCAUAGGGUUAGAUCGGCUGUCUUGCGCCGCCAUGAGACACCCCUUGCCCGCGACCGGCUUCUUCAACACUGACAAGCGGAGCGCGCCAAGUUGGCACUCCACGAUCCCACCAACGUCGAAGUAGAGUGCAUCGCCCACAAGGACGCUAAGGCGCGGCCAAGCUAAAAGGGCACUUGUCAUCGUGGUGAUGAAGAGAGGCGAGCUCGGUCCACGCGCGAGUCUCCGACAAUUACAUCCAUACGGAAGUCACUGUUCCCGGCAGAAUGGUGGACACGGCGACCAGAUGGAAAUGGCCCUCCUUGGCAACCGUGGUGGUCACAGCCUGGCGCGGCACAGAGCACCGCCGCGUUGAAGCUGACCUGCAUGUUGGACAAGUGGUGGAGUCUGAAGGAAAUAGAGUUGAGUCUUCAGUUAUUCCCCCUGUUCCCCAAUUCUCCCUCCGCCUCCAAAUUCCCGGCCUGAAGGAAACAGGGGCAACGGCAACGGCAACCAACCACAGUAAGAGCAGCACCGCCUCCAAAUUCCGGGCCUUCAAAUACCCCUCUCCCUCCCUCUCCGCCGCCCAAACCCAACUCCAAAAAUCUCCCAACAUCACAUCAGAGGGAUCGAUCAAAAAAGAAAGAUCGAUCAAGAAGGGAAGAAGAUGGCCUCAAUCGGCAACGGCAAGCCCGAUGCCCAGGGCCAGGAGCGCCAGGCGGCGAGGCUCCUGCCGCCGGCCGAGGUGCCGCCUCCGCACACGGACGCGGGCCUCGUGGUGCUGUUCGACCUCCUACGAUGACGGGUCGACGGAUUCCCCACCUGAAUGCUCCCCGCCUACCUCGUCCACGGAGUCGACGUCUACGGCCACCACCCGCAGGAUCUGCUGCGGCGCCAUCCGCCGGCGACAUCGCCCGACGGCAAGCGUGCCUCCUACUUCGUGAACCUGGUACGCCCCCUCACCGCGACGGAUGCAAGAAGAAGCAGGGUCGUGCCGGGGGGGUUCUGGAAGUCGGAGCGCGCCCCCGUCCCCGUCGAAGCCGCCCCCGACAAGAUGAUCGGAACCAAGCAGGCCUUCUCUUUCAUCUCCAAGGAGGCGGAGCACAAGGGUGGACCCCGCGGCGGGUUCAUCAUGCACGAGCUCCUUCUCCCCGGCCAGGCAGGACGCCUCGCCGGCGGGGACGAGCUGGCGCUCUCAAAGGUCUACCCGUCUCCGCGCGUCGCCACCAAGAAGAGGUCCAGGUCCCAGGGACAAGGACCGACCGCCAGCGCAACAAGGACCGCGGCCGCCUCCUCUGCUCCAGCGCCGACGUCUUCGCCGCCGCUGCUCCAGCGCUCCUGCGACGUCUUCAGCAGUGCAAGAAGUAGCAGCGCCGUCUCCUCUCCGCCUCCUUCCCUGGAGCCGCCGGCCUCCUCUGCUCCGCCUUCCCUGGAGGCCUCGUCUCUCGGGCCGGCAUCCUCUGCGCCGGGGCCGGCAUCCUCUUCUCCGCCCCCCAUCCAGGGAUCGUCUCCACGGCACCGGCAGGGUGCCGCCAAGAGGGUGCUCCUCCUGGAGGUGGGCGACUCCCCCCCGAGGGAAGGCCACAACAUUUCGUGCCACCAGGUCUACCACGCCAUGGAGGUUCUUGGACCCGGGAGGCGUGUCCCCAUCGACUGCGCUGACCUCUUCCUGCUUGACAGCGGGAAGGGGAAGAGGCAGCGGACGGCUGCAGAGUUUUGAGAAAACUCUGUCGCCCCGCCAUGGGCAAAUCUAAACUCUGUUGCUGUGUAACAUUCAGACAAAAAAUUUGAUAGGAAACUUUAGCUGUGAUUCAGUCGUUUUUUGAGAUUCAGUAGUUGCUUUGUUACAACUUAAUUGAUUGAAAUCCGGCAUAAUCAGUGGCGAUGAUGUUAAAACUUUGGUUUUCUUCUCAAAACAUUCGCUGUUGCCGACUAAAAAUGUGUCUAUGAUGGAAGGUUUGAUGUUAAACUUUGGUUUGAGAGUUCCCAAUGUUUGCAUUUUUCUCCAAAGUUGCUUUGCUUGGAGAAUCAUUACCUUUUGUUAGAUCAUGUUGUUUAGUUCUUGGUUAUGCAUGCUUUGUUGUUAGCUCAAUUUCAGAAAUGCAACUUCCUUGGUUAAUUCAGUCUGUAUAAUAGGAACAGAACAGUAUCUUACUAUUUUCCCCUUCAAUUUGAAAAAUAGACCAGUCUGUCUUUAUCUGUGUCAGCGCUGUACAAUUAGUAACAAAACUACCCUCUUUUUGUACUUCAGAUAUGUUCUUAAAUGAUUGAGGAACCUAGGCUGAAAUUAGUAUGCUGGAUUAGUGCCUUUGUAAGGAAUCUAGGCCCAUUGCACUUUAAUUCCUCGCAAUUUCUUUGUUUGUGUGUCACCUCUUUGGCUAUGAUCAAGCAACCAAAGUCUUCUGUUGAACAAAAUCAAGCAAAAGCUUGGAUUGAGUGCCCUUUACCAUGUGUUGUCAUUUUCAUAUAUACUGUCUCUUGCUGCUAUUCUCUGGGCUGUGUGGAAGCACAUGAAUGGUACUCCCUCUGUAAAGAAAUAUAAGAUCACUCCUUUAGUGAUCUAAACGCUCUUAUAUUUCUUUACGGAGGGAGUAGUAUUGUUUUUAAUGGUGCCGUUUGGAUGUCUGGAAAUGGCGCUGGCGCCUGCUCCUCAAGGAUCACAUGUUGAAGAAGAUGGAUCUCCUCUGUCUACAUCUCCAAAACCUGCUGCCAAGAUUGGGUGGACCAAAUCCCCCUGUGCUCAAGUCCAGGAGAGAGGCUGACCAUGUUUUGAUCCUUGUAACAUUUGUUCAACUAGUGUGAGGUUAUAGAGGUUUUAUUCUCUUUUCUAUUACUGAUGUAUUAUGUAUCGAACCUGAUGUUUUUGGGCUUCUUUCUGCUGAAGUAAUGGAGCUCCUCCCUGUUGAUCUAACAAAUA
Messenger RNA from Triticum aestivum (bread wheat), 3751 nucleotides. RefSeq lists its product as uncharacterized. Gene Ontology annotation, molecular function: DNA binding. NCBI's taxonomy places the organism in Eukaryota, Viridiplantae, Streptophyta, Magnoliopsida, Poales, Poaceae. Gene Ontology annotation, biological process: regulation of DNA-templated transcription. The record is from RefSeq and is a predicted model, not a curated record. The transcript has 5 exons. The coding region runs from base 1661 to 2554 and encodes 297 amino acids.